AAUUGGACAAGUAACUGAAGGAGGACGAAAGACCCGUGGAGGACUCAGCACCCAGCCAAGUGAACAUGAGCAUGUUUGAAACCCUCAUCCCUGCGGUGCAGGACAUGAUCAAGCAGGUGCUGCCUGCAUUGAAGGGGCUGACCACGGCGGAAGUCGGAUCUAUCUGGGACUCUAUAUCAGACUAUGUGCUACAACAGCUAUCCCUACACAAGGGGGUUCAGAUUCCAGGCUUUGGAACGUUCACGUUCACGAGACAAAACACGGACAUGGGAAACAACAAGUUUCUUCUAAUACAGAGGCCUGUGUUUAUCAUGGCAGAGAAAUUAGUACAGCUCCAUGGACUAAAGCAGAAUAAAAUACACACGCCUGGUGAUAUCCCAGUUGUUCCACUGAAUUUUGCCAUGGUAUCUCUGGACACUCCAUUUAGCAGGGAUCUAUUGGAAAGUUGUGUGAAGGAGACACUGCGUAUUUGGUCACAAUCCAUCUAUACCAAAAAAAGUGUGGACUUUCUUUUCAAAGGCAUCGGGAUCCUUACGAUUAAAAGUGGCAAAGUGAAGAUGAAAUUUCUUAAGGACUUCAUUUCUACACUGGAUGAGACUGGGGCUCUGGACAAAGCCCUCACAAAUAAUAGUUGUCUUGGGAAGCUGUUGGCUCAUUUCAAUGAUGCAGCUUUUGCUGGAGCCAUAUUUAAAACUUCUUUUUGGAGAUUGCCAUCAAAGCCUUUUAGGCCUGACACAGGGGACUCCAUGUUGUCCAGCAGCGAGACCUCGAGGAAGCCUCCCAGUAGUGCGUUUGUAUUUCCAAGGAUUCUGGUCAAAGACCUGAAGCAAAAACCACCUGUGGAGACCAUUGUAGAGGAAGCUGAAAACGGGAACAAUGAAGGGGAGCACAAAUGCAAAGAGGAUUCCGACAAAAAAGGGGUCAGAGAGAUCGUAUCCCCCAAGAACCUUCGAGAAAAACAUGCUCUCACUCCUCUCAAAAUAGCACAUAUCAACAUUCCAAACCUUUCAAAGCAGAAUGUGACUGGUGGUACUCCCGUGAAAUAUGACAGAUUUCCACCUUCACAUAAUGUAAAAGAGAACAAUUGGACGAAUCCUAAAUUUUUUCCAGGCCCUCGUUGCCGGGAUCAUAAUAAGGUAGGACAGGAAAUGUGUUAUGUUUGCAUACAACGAGCACAGCGCCUUUUCCCACUGCGCAAGAGCAACGAGGCAAAGAAGAAGGAUGGAGAGGAUGUGCAUUUCAUUCAGCACUAUCCAAUGUGGAAGGAUGAAGAGGAUCUGCUGAAAGACCAGAUGAGCAGUCUGGCUAUUAGAGAACAGAGUCAAAAAACGGCUGCCUAUCAUCUCGGCGUUGCCGAAGCUAUGAGGAGCCACAAGACUAAGAAACCUGAAUUUAAUAAUGCUUUCCUGGUAGACAAUCGGCCACUCACUGCUGAGAUGAAAGCUGUGAAAAAACAAGUGUAUUCCCAAAGCCUCCAGGAACACCUGGGUAACAGACGGAAAAAGGAGAUAAAAGAAACACAAGAGACACAGCUGGUAGACCGCCUAGAACCAGUGCGGCUCGCGGAAGUACUCGCUGAACAAAAAGCCAAACAGAUGAAAGACAAGAUGGAAAAGGCUCAGAGUUAUAAAAGAGCUUUGGAUGCACAGAUUAAGAAGCAAUCCCCGCAAAAGCCUGUGCCUGAGCCCGAUUCUCGUGAGUGUGUCUUUGGUAAGGACGAGAGAGCCAUGACAGUGGAAAUGCGUAGGCGAGAACGAGGUUGUAUGAAACACCAGAUACCGGCUGCUGCAAACAACAAAAGAAGAAUCAUUGUGGACCACGUGGUGGACCAGAGGCAGGAUUUGCAGACACUGCUGAGUAUACAAAAAAUGGACCUGGCGGACAGGAAUGCUGAACGCGAGAAGAGAAAGGUGAUUAACCAGAAUCUCCAGGCCGAUUGGAAAAAGAGCAUGGCAGAGAAGAGACAGAGGGAGCAGGAAGAGAAAGCUUUCCAGCGGUAAUACCCGAUCGGAACCAGAAGUUCUUUGCAGAGAAAUCCCCUCCACUCCAUGUUUAGUUUCCUGGCAUCCUGGGAUGGCAGACAGGUUUCCAGGGCCAACGCCCACUGAGCAGUAGUGGCUGCCUAGCGAACCUGGUGGAGAAAAGAAUUCUGGGUUCAGGAGGAAAUGCUGCGGUGGUGUAUUAGAAAUGUCUGCUAUGGAUAUGUGAUUGGAGAAUGCUAUGCUGUGUGUUCUUUGCUCGC
Messenger RNA from Hyaena hyaena (striped hyena), 2242 nucleotides. It is a transcript of the gene CCDC81, whose product is annotated as coiled-coil domain containing 81. The transcript is spliced from 16 exons. Gene Ontology annotation, molecular function: DNA binding. Lineage: Eukaryota; Metazoa; Chordata; Mammalia; Carnivora; Hyaenidae. The record is from RefSeq and is a predicted model, not a curated record. Gene Ontology annotation, cellular component: centrosome. The coding region runs from base 66 to 2000 and encodes 644 amino acids.